This is a messenger RNA of Morchella sextelata, 1521 nucleotides long. RefSeq lists its product as uncharacterized. The record is from RefSeq and is a predicted model, not a curated record. NCBI's taxonomy places the organism in Eukaryota, Fungi, Ascomycota, Pezizomycetes, Pezizales, Morchellaceae. The transcript has 3 exons. The coding region runs from base 1 to 1521 and encodes 506 amino acids.
AUGUCGCAGCAAGCUUCGCUCCAGAACACUCAGGAUCCCAACCCAACCCCAUCCGGAGCACAGGAACAGGAGUUUUCCUCGACCUUUGCAAAAGAAUCUGACUACAACGACCCCUACCAACCGAGCAUUGACUACCUCUACCCGAGUACUGUCCCCCAUACCACUCACACCCAGACAGACUUAAACUACAUUACCUGGGCCAUCAGACAUGCUACCAGCCAGAUCUGCCCACCCUCCGACAGGAUGGAAUACCUCGAAGAACAAUCGAUCACUCUCCGGAGAACAGUGGACACACUGAAACAUCAAAUCGAGGCGCAGACAAACAUGAUCACCAAUAUGCACUCGGCGAUCCACGCCCUCCUCAACAAACAACCACAACUGCAGCAACCGCAGCAUCCGCAACAACACCAACAACAACAACAACAGCGAAAACCACAACAACCGCAGGGACAGAGAAUGCCCCCUCCAGCGGUCCCCCAAACAGCAGGCACCUGGGCCACCGUGGCCUCGGCACCCGGUCCUGCUCAAGGAAAUUUCCAGGUUGCCGAGAGAAGAAAGAAGUCCGCAAAGCCAAAAGCGGACCCCCUCUUCAAACCAGAGUACACCAAAAUCAACAGGGAGAUCAUUGUUGAAACUACUGCCCCAUCCGACGUCAACCCAUCCGAGAUCAGGACCCUCGUCAACGCAAGAAUCCAAGAUGAGUCCUGUCAUUUCAUCUCAGCAAGAAGAACACCCAAGGACAACUUCAUCUUGGAAACAAAAUUCGUUACCCCUGCAACAAAGGCAAUGGAAUAUGCCAAAGAAAUUGAGGAGGCCCUCCUCACCCUACAGGUACCGGUCGCUGUCAUCCGCGCAAACUCUAAAUGGUCAAAGUUUCUCCUCCAUGGAAUCCCCACAACGGUCGGGGAGGGUAUCGAGGCGGGACAAUUGGUAGCAUCAGAAAUCAGAAGCAACUAUGGAGAGAACUUCCAACUUGCCCAGGUUCCCCGCUGGAUCUCCAGGGCAGAGGCUCGAAUGGAGAAAACCCACUCAUCAAUGGUCAUCGCGCUCCCAGGACAAAUUACAAUGGAAACACUAGGAGUUAAAUUCCUAUCUCUCUUCAACCGAAGCUGCCAUAUCGAGGCCUUCCUCCCAACCUUCCCGGAUACCCAGUGUGCGAAAUGCCUCGAGUACGGCCACCGCCAGGAGAAAUGUAAGAACAAUGGGAAAUGCGGCCACUGCGCCGGAGAUCACCUCACCAGUUUCCACCCAUGCAAUGAAUGCCAGGGAGGAUAUAGAUGCACCCACACCCCAAUCAGAUGCCUGAACUGCAAAGGAAUCCAUAAGGCCUCCGACCCAGCGUGCCCCGAAAGAGUCAAACGCCGAUUCCUCAACAAAGGAAAGGAAAACGCCCUACCCGCCCAAGACCCACCUGCCGCACCUGCCCAAGAGUUACUCCCAAUAGUUCAAGUACCAGCUACCACCCCAGUCGGAGCCACACCCGUUCCCGAAGACGACCAACACAUGACAAAUAAUGCCUAG